AUGGACCCCUCCAGAACAUUUCAGGAUGAUCCGCCUUUGCCUUUGCGCCUUAUUGAUCCCAACUCAAACAAGCAUGUGAUGGAACAAACUUGCGAUUUAACUGAUUCUUUGGAUCGUUUAUCACUAGGAAAUGAUUCUGCGACUGCGACACCGUUGCCUCCAUCUCCAUCUCUCUUAUCUCCAAACAACGUCGCGUCACGUCCUGUGCCUGUGAAGCAACCUACCCCAAGACGUACCCCCAGCUCCAGCUCUUUGCGCGACGAACGUCGCAAAUCAACCCCUGUACUUCAAAAACGCCAGUCGACUGCUUCACUUCGUUCGGCCACUGGUAACACUGGUUCCUCUUCCCCACUCGACUCAUCGCGUCGUUCCUCUGCCAAUUUCGCGGGGUCCCCGACCUCCACCGCGUCUCCCGCAAUGUUGCCACCCCGGCUCGCGUUUGCCCCUCCGGAGCCCCAGGGCCCCACGGCAGCUUCGAUCGCAGCAGAACACUUUCAGAAAGAGGUCAACCUCCAUCAAUCAGUUGAUCUAGGUUCCAAAACUGUGGUUGUUGUUCAUGAUGCUUGUUAUGGUCAUCGCUUCUCGCGCCCUCGUACUACCAAGGCACAGCUUAGUACUAUUGUGGAGAGACCGGAGCGCAUUCGCGCCUGUGUAGUUGGAGUUGCUGCCGCUUAUGUUUUGCUUGGUCGUCGAUAUGCAGGAGAACCAUUUGCGCCUCAUCCUCACCUCGAUCUACACAAUUUACCCCCACCACCAUUCCAGAUUCGCAAGUCCUCCCGUUCUCUGCCACUCACUGAUGAAGCUGUGACCAGCGUCCAUGGCACAAAAUGGAUGACUGAACUCAAGGGAAUGUGUGACCUUGCAGAGUCACGUCUUGCUCUGACUGGUAAAGAACUGGUCCGGAACCGUACUCAGGAUAAUGAUGGUCUAGCUUCCAGUGGACCAGAACUCCACUCGGGCGAUCUCUACCUGUGCUCGGAAUCGCAGAAUGCCUUCCAGGGUGCUCUGGGUGCUGUCUGCGAUGGAAUUGAUCUUGUGUUUGGGCAAGGGCCAACUACUCGUGCGUUUGUUUGCAUUCGCCCUCCUGGACACCAUUGCUCUGCGGAUUUUCCAUCUGGAUUUUGCUGGAUCAACAACGUCCAUGUCGGGAUUUCGUACGCAGCUGCCCAGUAUGGCUUGACCCAUGCUGCCAUCCUCGAUUUCGAUUUACACCAUGGUGAUGGCUCGCAGGACAUUGCAUGGGACCACAACCAAAAGGCAUGGACUGCUUCGCGUAAAUCCUCGGCCUAUGAGAAGACUCCGAUCGGAUACUACAGUCUCCACGAUAUCAAUUCCUACCCCUGUGAGGAUGGUAACCCAGAGAAAGUCCGUAAUGCUAGUGUCUGUAUGGAUGGUGCACAUGGACAGUCUAUCUGGAACGUCCAUCUUGACACCUGGGAAACUGAAAAUGACUUCUGGAAAAUCUAUCGAAACAAAUACAUGAUUUUGAUCAGCAAAGCUCGCGCCUUUCUUAAGAAGCAAACUAAGCAACUCGCUCAAAACCCAAAUGGCCCGCCUCCAAAGGCGGCUAUCUUCAUCUCUGCCGGCUUCGAUGCCAGUGAAUGGGAAGGUACCGGUAUGCAGCGACACAGGGUCAAUGUGCCAACCGAGUUUUAUGCCAGAUUUACCGAGGAUGUUGUGCGAAUUUCCCAAGAGGAAGGCCUUGGUGUCGAUGGACGUGUUAUUAGUGUGCUCGAGGGCGGCUAUAGUGACCGUGCUCUAACCAGUGGUGUCAUAAGUCACUUGGCUGGAUUGGGAACUACAUCCGCGAACGCCCAACCACGACGACCGAGUAUUCCCGGCAUCUCGCCCAAGGAUACCUUGAAGCCACUGCUCUGCCAGCCGGAGUAUGAUGUUGCAUGGUGGUCUCCGCAUCAUCUCGAUGAGCUAGAGGCACUGGUCACUGCGCCGACCAAACGUGAUAAGUCUGCGCCAACCUUCUUGAAUUCUACUCGUUCAUUCUCAGCCAAAGUCGUCACUCCUACCCGUGAUCGUCGGAGUAUUGGAUCAUAUCCCGGUCUUGAUCCUAGUCUCCCACCUCUGCCCGACGUGGGCUGGGCUACGGCUGCCCAUGAACUGUCUAAGAUUCUUAUCCCGGACUCACGACAGACCAUGAGUUGCAGGCCCGAGGAUCUCAAUGCUGCAGCCUCUCGUCAAAGAUUGGAACGGCAGGUAGCGCUUGACGGAGGCGUGAUGAAUCCAGCAAUCAUUCCUCCUCCGCCCCCAGCUCCCGUCGACGACAAGCGACAGCUUCGUGUGCGGAAGGCCAAAUCUCCAACCCCUUACUCACCUCGACCUGCGACUCCUCGACAGCAGGCAAUGCGCAAAAAUCGGCGCAAAACUAUUGAUGGGAAUGAACUUCCAGAUGGUUCAAGCGAGUCCUCCCCCUCUGUGGAUGCAGGUCGACGAAAGAGUGCAACGGGAGUAUCCCCUGUUGCUAUUGACCUCAAUGCUUCGAAUGAGGAACAGAAAACUUCUCGGAGAACCGCUUCAGCGGGAUCGCAACCCACACAAUCCAGCAGUGCAAAGAAGGCCAGUACAUCACGUCCAGCAACUCCGAAACGAUCUGCUAGCCCGCGCAAGCCCCCGCCUGUUCCGAAGGUCCCUUCUCCAUUUCUGUCAAGAACGAAAUCUUCUGAUGGAGUAAUUCAGCCUCAAGACGACGUAGAGAAUCUAUCAUCUGGCCUUCGCAAGAUUAAACUGAGAAUGCCCUCGCCAGAGGAGCAGGCUGCCCGAGAGAAGAAGGCUGCUGAGGAGCGAAAGCAGACCCUGAAAGUGACCAAGGCUCCCAAAUCUCCAAAGUCUGCCAAGAAGACAACUGGCGUUAGAUCUGCGCGCGGGAAAGCAGCAGCCCGAUCUGGAACAACACCUGCUGGCUCUCCACCUGUCCCUACUGCCGAGUGGAAACUAGGUGGUGACGGCGCACCAAGCCACAUGCUGAACAACCAGGGCAAUUUCGGGUUUGGCUUUGGUAUCUCCUCUGAUGCCAUGCUCUCUAACACAGCCUCUGGAUCAGGAUCUAUUGACCCGAUGGACACUGCUUUUAAGCCUUCCGAAUCGACUACUCCGGUGAUUUCUCCCUCUAUCGGCACAAUGCCAGUCUUUUUCGCAGGCAACUCUCCUCCUCACACCCCCGAUCAUUACAAUCAAAACAUGAAUGUACAUCGUACUCAGUCCAAUGUUUUCUCUCCCCCUACUUCCGAGACUCAAACUAAGACAGGACUGCCUGUCUUCACUUCCAACGCUGCCAUUCCUUUUGCCACGGGCGUUCAGACAGAGAACAAGCCCUUGAAUCCUACUACUAACCCCCAGGAUCACCCUUAA
Messenger RNA from Penicillium malachiteum, 3363 nucleotides. Its product is annotated as histone deacetylase hosB. Gene Ontology annotation, cellular component: nucleus. Gene Ontology annotation, molecular function: histone deacetylase activity. Lineage: Eukaryota; Fungi; Ascomycota; Eurotiomycetes; Eurotiales; Aspergillaceae. The transcript has a single exon. The coding region runs from base 1 to 3363 and encodes 1120 amino acids. The record is from RefSeq and is a predicted model, not a curated record.